AUGAUGAGGGAAAUGAUGCAGAAGUUCUCAGAUGGGCGAUCCGCCUACGCCACCGAACAUUUGGAUCUAGUAUCAAGAACCACUGAGAAAUCGCCUUUCUCGGAAUGGAUUCAGAAUGAGCCAAAGCCUCGAGACUUUGUCAUCCCUUCCCUACCUGCGUUCAAUGGAAAAGGAGACCCACUAAACCACUUAUUUCAAUUUCAACAGAAGAUGGCAUUAGAAGCUAAUAACGAAGCCAUACAAUGCAAAGUCUUUUCAACGACUUUCUCCGGGCCAGCUCUGUUAUGGUUCCGACAAUUAAAGCCCGGGUCACUCAACAGUUUUAGUGAUCUCCGACGGACCUUCUUACAGCAGUACAGCGCGAACCGAGAGGUGCCCAAAACAAUGGCCGAUCUUUAUCGGAUUGAACAGCGGGAGAAUGAACAUCCGAAAGCAUACUUGCAACGUUUCAUUGACCUCGUGCAUCAAAUCCACGACGUCGAUCCGCUCACCGCAGCAAAUCUCUUCGUCAAAAGCCUGCAGGUGGGAUCUCUCUUGCAUGAGAAUCUCACCAUGACACCUCCAUACGACAUGGAAGACGUGCAGACCCGAGCCGAGGGCGUCUUCAGGGUGUUAGAAUUUCGAGAGCGCGCACAGAAGAAGUCUGCACUCAUCUCUGCUCCACCAACAAAUAAUCCUCCACCACUUGCCAGGGAUGACAAGAGGAAGCAGAACCAAACAGAUCGUAUGAAGGAAGGAAAAAGGCCAAGACAGGAUCGACAGCCAUCACGAUACCCAUCCUUCGAAUACACCGUCCCGCAAGAAGUCAUUUAUGAUGAAAAUAAAGACAGACCUAUCUGGUGA
Molecule: messenger RNA, 843 nt
Organism: Humulus lupulus (European hop)
Lineage: Eukaryota; Viridiplantae; Streptophyta; Magnoliopsida; Rosales; Cannabaceae
Exons: 1
Coding region: 1-843 (280 amino acids)
Source: RefSeq, a predicted model, not a curated record